AGGAUACAGACUCCGCACCAGCAGAAGAACUCCCAGAAUGAGACUACGCCCGACUGGCCGUCACUUCGCUUCCACUUCAGUUUCAAGCGCAAGUCUACCAACGUUUACGGUCACAACGAGUUCGACAUGAUCGCCGAGCCCACCGUGUCUAAAGACGGCGCCAGGGUGCUCUACGACGUCUUCGCCACGUUCGCAAAGGGCUCUACGACGUUCAACUACACGCUGGUCGACGGGACCGCCUAUUUGUCAAGCAGUUCAGGCACGACCACCGCUCCGAUGACGAAGUGCUUGGAGUCAGAGUCUAGCUCUCUCCCUCCGAUCAACAAUAUCGUGGCUGCGCUGAAUGGAGCUACAGAGGCUUCAAGUGAUCCCCACGGUGUACAGUGCUCGACAGGUCGACUGUACAAGGCCUCAGUA
Molecule: messenger RNA, 417 nt
Organism: Phytophthora sojae
Lineage: Eukaryota; Oomycota; Peronosporomycetes; Peronosporales; Peronosporaceae
Exons: 1
Source: RefSeq, a predicted model, not a curated record